AUGGCGUCACUUGCUAAAUUUCAUCUUGCUGAGUGGAUCCACGAGAAUUCUGAGCAUGCGAAAUACAAUAUUGCAGGCAGUGCCGCUCCGAGCUUGACACUGCGCGAGCUGAUAUCACUGUCUGGCAGCCCGAGUGAAACUGAAGCUGCGCUCAAGUUUGAUGAACUACCUUUGGGCUUGGGCACCAAUCAAGGUUCUCUGGAGCUACGGACAAGGCUCGCAGCAUUGUACAAUGAAAAGAUUCAGCCUGAGAACUUCUUGACGACACCAGGGGCAACAGGCGCCAACCUCAUUGUCUUUCAGAGUUUUCUCAGGCCGGGUGAUCAUGUGAUCUGCAUGUAUCCUACAUACACACAGCUAUCGAAUUUGUCUAAAAGCAUUGGGUGUGAUGUUUCUCUAUGGAGACUUGACCCCAACAAUGAAUGGUGCCUCGAUAUGGCUGAGCUUCGUGUUCUUAUUAGGCCCUCCACUACUAAAAUGAUUAUACUAAACAACCCUAAUAAUCCCACCGGCUCUGUGCUUGACGCCAAAGCCCAGCUUGAAAUAUUGGAAAUUGCACAGCAACACGGCGUCAUAGUAGUUGCUGAUGAAAUCUUCCGACCACUAUACCACAACCGAAUAACAAUCCCAUCAUUCGUGGAGCAUGAGUAUACCAAAGUCAUUACAACUAGCUCAAUGAGUAAAGCAUGGGGCAUGUCCGGCGUCAGAAUUGGAUGGAUCGUUUGCCGUGACCAGGAUCUCACGGAUCUUAUGUCAAGCACGAAGCAAUACAUCGCUCAAGCCACAAGCAAUAUUGACGAGGCAAUUGCAACAGAGUGCUUGAGCCUUCGUUGUCGGCCAGCGAUCUUAAAACGACAUCUUGAGUAUGCACAACAGAACUUGGAGCUUUUAGAAGCCUUUGUUAAGAAGAAUAGCGACAUGUGUACCUGGAUACGGCCUACUGCAGGAGGGACAGCAUUUGUGAAGUAUCAUACUAUAAGCGGGGAUGCCAUUGAUGACGUCCAAUUCUGCCAAGACCUCCUGAAGGAUUAUGGGGUCCUGCUCAGUCCUGGGAGUAUCUGUUUUGGUGAGGAAACACCAGCCAACUGGCAGGGAUACGCACGAAUGCAUAUCACAGUGUCCCCGGAAAACAUGCAGAAAGCCCUUCUAAAGAUUAGUACUCUCCUGGGCGAGAAGCGCAAAACAGCAAAGUAUUCCUAG
This is a messenger RNA of Trichoderma asperellum CBS 433.97, 1200 nucleotides long. Its product is annotated as putative secondary metabolism biosynthetic enzyme. Gene Ontology annotation, biological process: biosynthetic process. The record is from RefSeq and is a predicted model, not a curated record. Gene Ontology annotation, molecular function: pyridoxal phosphate binding. NCBI's taxonomy places the organism in Eukaryota, Fungi, Ascomycota, Sordariomycetes, Hypocreales, Hypocreaceae.